Molecule: messenger RNA, 1534 nt
Organism: Orbicella faveolata
Lineage: Eukaryota; Metazoa; Cnidaria; Anthozoa; Scleractinia; Merulinidae
Cellular component (GO): cytoplasm
Molecular function (GO): protein binding
Source: RefSeq, a predicted model, not a curated record
UUGUCUCGGAUAAAGAAGCUUUAUUUGAAGAGGAAUGUUCUGAAAAAGCUGCCUGCAGAUAUCUGGAAACUUGAAAAUCUAGUAGAACUUUACUUGCAUUCGAACAACCUUCAUCAGCUACCAGAUGGAAUUGGAAAGAUUUUGUCACUUGAAAAGCUAAAUGUUUGUAAUAACUUCCUUAAGAAUCUAACUCCAGCCAUUGGUCAACUGAAGUCACUGACAUCACUCCAUCUCGCAAACAAUCAGUUGUCAUUUUUGCCCCAAGAGCUUGGUAAUCUCACAAAUUUAAGGGAUCUUAAUGUCAUGAAUAACAAGCUUGAGUGGUUGCCAUGGCAGCUGUGCAAAUGUGUAUCCCUCAACAUUCUUUCAUUUGAUGGCAAUGCAGUUCAGAAGAUUCCUCGUCAGUUAUUGAGUCAUAAAGGACUGAAGGAACUUUACGCAAGUGGGAACAAUAUUUCCACUUUGCCUCAAGAUUUGAAUCAACUCAUCUCAUUGGAAUCAUUAAUACUGGAUAACAACAGUGAACUUCAUCUGUUACCAGCAACACUCCUGAAAAUGGAGAAUUUAAAGAUGAUUGGGCUUAGUUGUUCCUUUCAAAAGCUGCCAAGAGUACAUCAGAAAGAUUCCCAAGAUCUGCAUCAAGUUCUUGAUUUAGGGCUUGUCCUUAGAAAGAAUGAUGGAAGUAUACUACCUCUUCUGGAAUUGUCCUUAAGAGCGGUUUACACCCUUGUUCAAUCGCUCAGCGAUGAAAACCUUUGGUCUCUUCGUCUGCCACCUCACUUAGCCAAUCUUCUGAGCAUACCAGCUGGACACUGCUUCGUUUGCUGCAGUCCUUACUUCACAGCGGCAUUCCUCCUGGAAGAAAGCGCUGACAUGGCGCUGCGUGUUGUAAAGCCCAACUCAGAAAGCUUGCAAAGAUUGCGUGACGUGGCGUGUUCGUUUGUCUUUUGCUGCUGCUCAAGAAGUUGUUUGGAUAAAGUGUACAGGUUGCGUGACAAUCUUGAUUAGAAAGGAAAUAUUAACUUAUUAGCGUCCGAGGCCGUUUAAUGACUUGUUUAAAUUACUCAGUUCGAAUUUUUCAGCCAACAUUAACGUAAUGCAACAUUCGUUGCAACAUAUCUUUGUACAUGUAGUGGGGAAAAUCUUCAUUUGAUUAGAGCGGAGAACAAAGUUCUUAUUUUUGCUCAAAUUAAUCAUUAUAGAAAUGAUGUCAUCGCUUUUUAAAAGUUGACCGUUGGAAGGUUUACUUGGAGAAGACAAAACUUAGCACUUGUGUAAAUAAGACAGUCGUACAGUUAAAAUUAAUCAAAAAGUUAAAAAUGAUAAACGUUCACUCCCUUUCCUCGAGUGUGUUUUUGCUCUGUCAAUUCCAAACCCCACCAUCCCUUCCCUGGGGUUUUGCCAGUCAUGUAGCAUCAUUUCUUGCCCCAGAGUAGGGCAUUUGCGUUAAGGGGGGAUUUCACCUGAAAUAUGCCCUUUUUUUGCACAGUUGCCACAACCCUGAUUUUUAUGAAAACCCUAGCACUGAAAAGCU